Molecule: messenger RNA, 2630 nt
Organism: Anneissia japonica
Lineage: Eukaryota; Metazoa; Echinodermata; Crinoidea; Comatulida; Comatulidae
Exons: 4
Coding region: 307-1176 (289 amino acids)
Source: RefSeq, a predicted model, not a curated record
CUAUUUGGGAUCACUCUUUUUGGAGUAACUUACAGCGUUUUCUAUGUGCACUGGACCAGAAAUACUAUAAGCCCACAUUGGAAUGAUGGUCAAAUCGAUCAUAUACUACGGGUCAGAUGGCACCGAUCACCAAACGUACACCAGAGACCGUUAUACAUUUAUCCAUUUCUGAUUGGUAACCAAGGACCAAAUAAUCAAUUGCAAGCACUGGUUACAGCAAUAGGUGUUGCUAUUCUUACAAACAGGACAAUUGUUGCUAGUGAUUUCUACGAUCAUCAAAGUGGAACAUUAAACAAACCUUACCCGAUGAAUGAAACCAUUGAUAUUCAUGAACUUGGUAAACUUAUUACAAUCGUGACUGAACACCAAUUUUAUAAAGAUUGUGGUCAUUAUGUUACUGCUCUGAUAAAUGGUAUCGUCGGUCGUAAUAAUGAUACUGACGGAAAGAAAUUGCACACAUAUAAAAGCUUCAUACAAUCACAUAGUAACAUUUCAGUGCCAAAGGUACUUGCUAAUGGAAAUAAUCUCUUUGGCUUGAAACACGUAUUACCAACGUUCAACACAAAUGUUCAAGACAAUUUUGACAGAUGCUUAGGGUACAUUUAUCCUUACGGAGACUCUGCACAACUGUUUUUAGGACGACAAGAAUUACGGUCUUUGAUAUUUAAGCAUUUACGUAGACCAGAUUUGAUUAAAAAGCACCAGCAAUCAAUAUCAAAAUCACUGUGGAAGUCGGGUGGUGUUCUCGGCGUUCAUUGGCGACUGAAUAAGGAAUGGCAGCGGGUUUGGUGCCGCGGUAAUGAUUCAUACAGCCAAAAAUAUGCAUGUAAAGUGGCACGCAUUGACAAAGCAUUCAUCGCAAAGCGUUUGGUGAACACAAUGACAAUGCUCAAUUUGUCAAAUAUUUAUCUCGCAAGUACACAAGACUCUGAGAAGCAGAUUAUUUCAUUGGAAGUCCUCUAUCAUCAUGGACAGAUAAUGUCAUUCGGCAAAGAGAUUACAAACAGACGUCAAUUAUUUCAAAGAUACUGUUGUCACCACUACAAAAAACUUGAGGAACACAGUGGGUACCUGGUAGAUUUGAAUAUCAACGUUCGGACUGUAGCUAUAACGGUAGUUUUCCACCGACGAAUUUAUUUCACUCUGCAAAAGUUACAGACUACAAAAAUCUGCUGAACCGGACCACUAAAAGCAAAACUAUCUGGCAUAGGACUUGCGCAAGAGGCACAUAGUCAAUCUGGAUUAACAUCUAGAGAGCUGAGUACAUAUUCUAUUGGUAUUUGCUUCAAUGACUGGGUAAUAAAGCACAGUGACAUUUGGAAAUCUGUGUGCAACAUUACAAUCACAAUUUAAUUCGUUAUUUUGUUUAUACAAAUGUACUCAUAUUUAAACAUACAGUAGUCAAGUAUUUCUAUAAACAGGCUGUUCUAAUAAAACCUCCUGUUUGUUUACGUUAUGUACAUAAUUGCAAUCUAUACCGGUCACUUUAUAAUUCAACACAUUGAGAGGUUUAUUUCUUUUGUGUAAGUUUUGAAGAUUAGUUUUACUGGGCGAGCAUAGAUUUAAUAUUUAAUGUUCUCCUGAAGUAAAGUCGAAAUGGUGAAAUAUAUUGCUCCGAGGUAUGUGGAGACCGUAGCCUCUCUUAGGCUACGGUCUCCACAUCACCGAGGGGCUAUAGAUUUCACUGUUCCCUGAAUCUAAAGCAGUCAAUAUUUGUUUUAUAUACCUCGUACAUAGAUUGUACGAGACCUAAAAAUAAUGAAAAUAGUACACAGCAAAAAAGUACUAUCUCAUAGGGUAAUAGCAGUGGCGGACCGCAGGGUAAAAUGGCAUAUCUAGAAUGUACGAGGGUAGCACAUGCAACCCCCUCCCCCUAAAAAAAAUACUCGCCCAUCCCAAGUCGCUUCCACCCCCACCCACAAAUCAUCCUCAAGUAGUUAAAAAUCACCUCAAAUCAUGUUAUUUUGCAAGUUAGACCCCUCACCUAAUCACCAAUCCCCCACUUUACCUUUCUACCCCCAUCAGCUCCCUUCCAUUUCAAGACCCCUAUGCCACUGAUGGUGGGCCUGCUAGUAGGAAAUGUUUGUAACAGAUUGCGUUCUGUAGUCAAAAUACAAUGUAUGUUAUUUUUAAUACCAGCAUCGUUGUCUUCUUUUCAAAAGAAUUCUUAUUCCUGUAUUUUAACAAAUUUCAAUUCAAAUAAUAAUAAUUCAAAGUUUCUUCUAUACUGGUCAUAUGUAUGUAAAUUUAUUUACAUUCAGAUUAGGCCUAUAGAUAGAACACCUGAUCAGCAGUGGAGGUCCCGAUUUGUGAGCAGAAGAGUAUGCGCACGUACUAUUGGAAGCACUGCUUCCAUUCCCGUGUUAAAUUGGCUAUUCUGACGCCACCACACGGUUGUCACAGUAGCAAAUUUAGGCGUUGUAGGGUAUAAUGCUCUGACUCCCAUUGACUCACUGAAUACGUAAUUGGCUGAUAUUGGAAACCAGCCAUGCAGAAAUUCUAAGCAGCUGAGAGUACGAUGCCAUUGAAAAACUUUGCUAUUACAAUGAAAUGUAGCAUUCCACUCGAAAAAUUUAGGUUUAUAUAGAAGACUCUGACUAAGAAAUGCUAAAAAAAGAAAAAAAAAAAAA